GUCACUUAUGACUCUGUGAGGUUAUGUUUAUGUAUUGUUAGACUACUUAAUUUAUUUAUUUAAUUGUAAAUAAGAUUCUCUGGUUGUUAAUUAUUUUAUUAGUGCUAGAAUGGAAAAUAUAGAUUAAGUAUUAUAUUAUUUGAAAAUAAAUAAAUAAUAGUGGAUGUGCUAUUAAAAUAAAUAUGUCCAAUAAGUCAUUUAGGAGGAGAGUUGAUGUCUGGUGAUUAUUAUAAUAAAAAACUAUUGUAUCUGCUAGAUUGUUACAAUGUAUAUCUUUACGAAAACUCUAACAGUUUUUAAGCAAUUAAAAAAAAUAGCUCGCUAUGAAUCAAGACAAUACACACAAAUUAGGAGUGCACCAGUGGCAGAGACAGAGUCAAGUGAAGGGACUCAUGAAGAUACUAACAAUGAAGAUCAGCAGUGGCCUCGGAGAAUAGUCACAGGGCUGCAGCCCACAGGAUCCCUCCAUGUUGGAAAUUAUUUCGCAGCCAUAAAGCGUUGCGUCCAACUACAAGAUAAAGGUGAAGAUGUGAUGGUAUUCAUUGCAGAUCUGCAUGCCUUAACAACAAGACAGGUCCCGGCGGAGGGAUCACUGCAGGAGCGGUCGCUGGAGUUGGCGGCGCUACUGCUGGCGGGCGGCGUGCAGCCAGAACGCUGCGUGCUGUUCACGCAAUCGGCCGUGCCGCGUCACGCAGAGCUGUGCUGGCUCCUGGCCUGCCUGGCCACGCACGCGCGCCUGGCGCAGCUGCCGCACUACCGGGAGAAGUCGGCCGCGACGCGCGAGGUGCCCGUGGGCCUGCUGCUGUACCCCGUGCUGCAGGCGGCGGACGUGCUGGUCUACCGCGGCACGCACGUGCCCGUGGGCGCCGACCAGCUGCAGCACCUACAGGUCGCCGCGCAGCUCGUGAAGACCUUCCACCACCGCUACGGACCGACCUUCCCGACGCCGCGAGCCCUGCUACCCGAUGACGGCAGCGACCGAGUGCGCAGCCUACGGGACCCCACCAAAAAGAUGUCCAAGUCGGACCCCGACCCCAAGUCCAGGAUCCUUCUCACUGACUCCGACGACGACAUCAACUUAAAGAUCAGAAAAGCCGUCACCGACUGCGAUGCGCAGGUGACCUACGAUCCGACACGGCGGCCGGGUGUCUCCAACCUGGUGCGGCUACACUGCCUGGCCGCCGGGCUGCUGCACGAGGAGGCCGUGUUAGAGGCGCAGGGGCUCACCACGGCACAGUAUAAGAGCGUGGUGGCGUCCGCGUUGAGCUCCGCGCUCGCGCCGCUGCGAGCCCGUGCCUCGGACCUCCGCGCCCGCCCUCGCCUGCUCCGCGACGUGCUGCGUCACGGAGCAGCGCGCGCGCGUCGCCGCGCUGACGCCGUGUACGCCGACGUGAGCAAUGCGCUCGCGCUAGUGGACGCGCCCGCCGUCCACCAGCACCCGGCAGCCGCGCAGCGUCGGCCCAGCUAGCUUCACAGCCGGUGGUGAUGGUGCAUAGCAAGCGCGUGAUCGUGCGGCGCGAGGUGCGGCGGCGGUUGCGGCGGAGGCUGCGGUGGCGGUGCGCGCUCUCGCAUCGCUGCUACCAGUUCUCGCAGUAGAUCCACGGCUUGCACGACGGCUUCGGCUUGCUUCUCGGCGGCCAACGCAGUCCGCAUAGCGGCCUCGGCCAGCAGCUCCUCGGUGCUGAGUCGCGGCUCACCAUGCCCGGAGCCCUCGGACGCCAUGUCGUCUUCGUCAGCCGGCCUCCUGUCGUCCGCGUCGUCAGAAACACAGCCGCUGGAGCCUGCGCCCGCCCCCGAGGUCCCGCUUCCUGUUAAUAAAAUAAAAAUAAUAUUUAUAAAUCCGUUGGAAUCCAAAAACAUAUUUAAGUGAAUUUUAGGAAUAAAAUAGCACAUGUUA
This is a messenger RNA of Leptidea sinapis, 1897 nucleotides long. It is a transcript of the gene TrpRS-m, whose product is annotated as tryptophan--tRNA ligase, mitochondrial. Gene Ontology annotation, cellular component: mitochondrion; mitochondrial matrix. Gene Ontology annotation, biological process: mitochondrial tryptophanyl-tRNA aminoacylation. Bases 266 to 1468 code for a protein of 400 amino acids. The transcript is spliced from 5 exons. The record is from RefSeq and is a predicted model, not a curated record. Lineage: Eukaryota; Metazoa; Arthropoda; Insecta; Lepidoptera; Pieridae. Gene Ontology annotation, molecular function: ATP binding; tryptophan-tRNA ligase activity.